AUGCAAUCCUGGACUUCCGGAUGGAAUAUUUCUUUAACCAAUGGCUCAAUUUUCCGAUCGUUCACGUGUCCCUCGUGCCUCGGCCCAGUCGACUCGACCAUCCUGUCUACCCUGACCGCCCACACGCAACAGUCCCUGCACGACCUCGUGAGCUCCUCUUCCGGGCAGAGUAUCGGCAGCGCCAAUGUCGUUGUCGCCAAGCAGUGA
Caenorhabditis auriculariae is the source of this 207-nucleotide messenger RNA. The record is from the annotation of a GenBank genome assembly. Lineage: Eukaryota; Metazoa; Nematoda; Chromadorea; Rhabditida; Rhabditidae.